Molecule: messenger RNA, 4898 nt
Organism: Pristis pectinata (smalltooth sawfish)
Lineage: Eukaryota; Metazoa; Chordata; Chondrichthyes; Rhinopristiformes; Pristidae
Gene: uap1
Product: UDP-N-acetylglucosamine pyrophosphorylase 1
Exons: 10
Coding region: 1895-3460 (521 amino acids)
Biological process (GO): UDP-N-acetylglucosamine biosynthetic process
Molecular function (GO): UDP-N-acetylglucosamine diphosphorylase activity
Source: RefSeq, a predicted model, not a curated record
GUUGCAUCUCGCUUUACCAGACCCUGAAAUAUAGUUCCCUACCUAAUCCCCUGACCGAUAAUGUUGGUCAACGGCCCAGGUACAACAAAAAAUCGUGACAAAGCCAGGAUUGCUGAUGACAGAGGCCGUGAGCUUGCGGCUCCCGGCGGCGUAGCAAGGAACCGGUUCAUCGGCGAUCAGGCACUCGAAAGGUCGAUGGGUGACUCUGCGAUCUUCUUCUGAGCAGGGAUGUGGUUAAAUACUGGAAGGUACAGCAGUAAAGCAGAGGUGCAAAAUAUUUCAUUAUAAAUACUAAAUCAACUAUUUCUACUCCUCAUUGAACUUUCUCCUGUCGUGUCUCGGAGAUCUACAUUUCUUUAUGCGAUAUUUUUUCAAUGUUGCACGAGUAGCUAUAAUUUUUUAGACAUUUGUUUGCUGAUUUACUUUUCAUAUUGUAUCAUCUCUAUCAGUUCAUUGCCGAUGUUAAAAAUAUCCGAGCCCUCUGAUUUACUACUCAUCUUGGCAACAUUUAUAAGUCUUUAAAUCCAAUGUCAUCUCUAACCACCAUUGUUAGACAGGCGUGAAUGAAUCACUUUUCCUGUGGAGUUAUUUUAUUUCUUGAUGGACAGUUCUCGUUGAAAACUUCGAAAUAUUUUUAAACGUUUCCUAAUGCAACUCGCAAACCCUCGUCACAUUGUAAAAAGUGACUGGUUGUGCCCUUGAGUACGACGACCCCGGGAAUUAGCACGGACCCGAUGGUCGAAUGGCCUUCUGUAUUAUAAGGUUGCAGACCAAGAGCUGAGACGAGGGAAUCGCCUGCUUGCACUCUCAGCCGGUACGCCCAAUGGACACGUGUGCCGUAAGUUUUCCAUGACCAGGAAACUGAUGGAACGAUUCCUCAUCAACCUCGCAUGCAAUAGCCUGCUCCUUUUAUUUCCCCCUUGAUAAAUCAUUAGCUGGGAUUGAGGGUAAUUGGCAAGGCAAGGUUUUAUUUCCCCGCGUUAUUGGUUGCAAUUUUGAGAGUUUUGUUUUAUUCUCUCCCUCCCUCCCCCACAAAAAACCCCGACAGAAUUACUAUUGGAGCUUGUACGGUCGUACAAACACCGCCACAGAGGAUUGUAAAGCAAUCCCGACCAAGGGUCCCCCACUUGAAGCUGUUUUUCCUCUCUCCACAGAUGCUGCCUGACCUGCUGGUUGUUUUUAGCGUAUUCCGCUUUCUAGCAUCUGCAGUUAUUAUAUAUAUCAUUAUUAUAUAUAACUGCAGAUACUGGAAAGCUAUUAUAUAUAUCUAACUGGUAAGCGGCGAGCCCAUGUCCGGGAAGAGCAACCACGUCAGGAAUGAGUGUGUGCGUAUGUAUGUUUGUGGAUAGGUGGAACGAGGCGGCCUUGACACCGAGCAAGGGCAGGGAGGCGGGUCGGGUCCAGCCCCGACCAUUCCAGCUCACCAGCUCUCACUGGCUGCCGGCACCUUUGAUGACAUGACUUUAAAUAUCCUGCACCGGACGUGAAGCGGCAAGAAUAUCACCAGCGCCGCCGGUUGUCAGUAUCUGUCUGCUGCUAAUAAGACCCUUCUGUAAAAUAUCUGAUUUUCAAAACCCGGGCCUACUCACGGUAUUAACGGCUGCCGUAGUGCGGAAGAUAAUUCAUUUUGCGCUUUCUCACCCCACAAAAUAUAUAUAAAUAUUUCUUUCAAUUCUGAUAAAAUUAAUAUACAUUUCUUGCACCGGGAGGUAUCCCCCCCGGCUCGCGCGCUUUUUUCCCCUCCUCACUAGCGACUAGAACGCGCCCGGAUCGGCUCGCGCUCUUUUUAAAGCAUUUGGAACGCGCUUCGGUUGGCCCCGAGCGGCUCGCGCUUUUUCUUUUGAAGAGAUUGGAAGGCGCCGCAGUUGGCUCGUGCCCACCCCGGGCGCCGGCGAUGGACGGGAGCGGGCUGCGCGAGCGGCUGGCGGCGGACGGCCAGGCUCACUUGCUGCGCUUCUGGGACGAGCUGAAGGAGGCCGAGCGAGGCGAGCUGCUGGCCGACCUCAACAUCUGCCACUUCCCCGAGAUCCUGCGCUUCUUCCGCCAGGCGGUGCAGGGCUCGGAAGCGCUGCGGGAGCAGCAGAAGGUGGACGAGCACAUGGAGCCGGUGCCCAAGGAAGUGCAGGGUAGCGUCACCCGGGACCGGGAGCGACUGCCAACCUGGGAGGCGGAAGGCCUCCUUCAAAUCUCACAAAGUAAAGUAGCUGUGCUGCUUUUGGCUGGCGGACAGGGAACCCGUCUCGGAGUAACCUCUCCUAAAGGAAUGUACAAUGUUGGUUUAUUGUCGCAAAAAACCCUCUUUCAAAUUCAAGCCGAACGCAUUUUGAAACUUCAGCAAUUGGCUUCGGAGCAAUUUGGACAUAAGUGCACAAUUCCAUGGUAUAUCAUGACUAGUGGUCGGACAAUGGAUUCUACAAAUGAGUUUUUUGUUAAAAACAAUUACUUUGGUCUACAGAAGGAAAAUAUCAUCCUUUUCCAACAAGGAAUGUUGCCAGCUAUGACUUUUGAUGGGAAGGCCAUCCUUGAAGGAAAAAGUAAAAUUGCAAUGGCACCAGACGGAAAUGGGGGCCUUUACCGUGCCCUUGGAAAUCAGAAGAUUGUGGAGGAUAUGGAAGAUCGAGGCAUUGCUUAUGUUCAUGUGUAUUGUGUGGACAAUAUUCUUGUUAAAGUUGCAGAUCCAAUCUUCAUAGGCUUUUGUGUGAAACAGCAAGCUGACUGUGGAGCCAAGGUGGUAGAAAAGACGCACCCAACUGAGGCUGUUGGCGUCGUGUGUAAAGUGAAUGGCCUGUAUCAAGUUGUAGAGUACAGUGAGAUCACUCUAGUUACUGCACAGAAAAGGAAUGCUGAUGGACGUUUAACAUUCAAUGCAGGGAACAUAUGUAACCACUUCUUUACACUACAAUUCUUAAAGGAUGUUGUGAAAAUCCAUGAACCUAAGCUGCGGCAUCACGUUGCCCAGAAGAAAAUUCCAUACAUUAAUGAUCAAGGUCAACAAAUUAAACCAGAUAAACCUAAUGGAAUUAAGAUGGAAAAAUUUGUAUUUGACAUCUUUCAGUUUUCAAAGAAAUUUGUAAUAUUUGAAGUCUUGCGAGAGGAUGAGUUUUCUCCACUGAAGAAUGCAGAUAGUCAGGAUGGGAAAGACACGCCUACAACAGCACGCCAUGCAUUGAUGUCUCUCCACCAUCGCUGGGUUCUAAAUGCAGGUGGGCACUUUGUUGAUGAAAAUGGAACAAGGAUUCCAGCAAUUCCCAGUUCGGCAACUGGAAUGUCAGAGGCAGUCACUGCUGUUGUUAAUGACAAUCUGAAGGAGUUGACAGAUCUUCCAAUCAAAUGUGAAAUUUCUGCACUUGUAUCUUAUGCUGGAGAGGGUCUGGAAAAAUAUGUUGCAAGUCGAGACUUCCGUACUCCCCUGAUUAUCGAUGAAAAUGGGGCGCAAGAAUUGAUCCAGAAUGGGCUCUGAAAUGAGACUGUGAAGAUCCUUUUGAAGUUGUCAUUGUACAGGAAAUGAACUUUGGAGCAAAAUCCAGUUAGCACCAUUGUAUAUUGUUCAACAUUGUAGGGCAUAGUUUUAUCUGAAUUUCUUAAAUUAUUUAAAAUGAACUAUUUUCUUUGAAAGAAAAUUUUAGUAUACUAUUUUAGUUUUUAGUAUUUAAAUCAUUACCUGCAUUAUUACAGAAACAGGAUUAUUUUUUCAAUAGAAUAAUAUUUGUUCUCUGGGUAUGGUUUUUGUAGGUCUAAAAUAUUAUUUCACAUUUUAAAAUAAAUUACCUCUCAUUAUGCAGUGUACAAAAACAAAACACUGCCAGAAUAAAUGAAGUUGUUAAAACCCUUCCCAUGCAAUAAUUAAAAUAUCAUGUGGCAUGAAGGAAUAACCUAAUUCAUGGGAAAAUGGUCAUAUCUUACAAUUGCUGCAUUGUAACUGCUCAAAUUCAUGAUUGAACAAUGAUGAUAUGGCAUCACUACAUAUGUUACCUAUUCUUUAUGAACAGUUUUAAUUGAUACUAAUGGUUUAAAAAUUUGAACUGAACUUUUUUAUGCAUAACUUCCAUGAAUUGGUUUUAGUCUUUUAAAGUGACCCUUGUCUGCCGAACUUAUUGCAGGCUAAUUUUUAUUCAUGUCUAUUCUGCAUGCCCCAUACAGUAUAUGGCUUCAGGUUGAGCAUUGCCCAAGCUUGUUAUUGCAGAUUAAACCUAUAUUUCAGUGAUUUAAUUUGCACUAAGAAAAUGAGAGUGGCGUAGCUAGUAGAGCUGCUGCAUCGCAGCACCAGCGGUUUGGGUUCAUUCCCCACCUUGGAUGCUGUCUUUCUCCUUUUGACCAUGUGGGUUUCCUCCCACACCUCAAAGAUGUGCAGGUUGGUAGGUUAAUUGGCCACUGAACAUUGCCCCUAAUGUGUAGAUAACUGGUAGUAUGUGGUGAGAGUUGAUGGGAAUAUGGAAGAAUAAAAUCUGGGGUUAGUGUAGGAUUAGUGUAAAUGGGUGAUUGAUGGUUGACAUGGACUAGGUGGGCCAAAGGACCUGUUUCCAUGCUGUAUGAAUUUGAGAGCAACUCCUUAAGGGGAAAAAACAGGAACCUUUGAAAUCUAGCUUAAGUAGAUUUAAUUUUUUGAAAUGGAAGUAUCUUGAACUGCUAUUGUAGUGUUUUAAAGUCCAUUUUAAUUUUUGUGCCAGUCAUGAAAAUUAUGCUUUAUUUUCAUUCUUUAUUAUUAUUGAUGGGAUCUUCUUACUUUUGGGUUACAUCCAUGGACCUUUAAAUAAUAAGGAAAAAUGUAUUGUCAAAGAGAAAUUUAGAAAGUGUGGCUUUUGCAACAUGAACAAGUCAUGUGAAUAGUUCGUUAUUUGUCCUACAAUCUUUUUUGUGAUCAUUUUGACAUGGCCAAAUAAAAUCAGGUGUAAUUCUUU